Messenger RNA from Alternaria alternata, 966 nucleotides. RefSeq lists its product as hypothetical. The transcript has a single exon. The record is from RefSeq and is a predicted model, not a curated record. Bases 54 to 842 code for a protein of 262 amino acids. Lineage: Eukaryota; Fungi; Ascomycota; Dothideomycetes; Pleosporales; Pleosporaceae.
GCAUCGAACACUGUCUUCUAUUUCGGACACAAAUACCAGAUACGAUAUUUCAGAUGGGGGAUCUCGCAAGCGUGCGUUCACUGUACCGCUCCGAGGUGCAGAAUCGUAUUAUUAGCGCUACUCUGCACACUCUUGCGUGGAUGCUCUCACAUUCACAUCCAAUUUGCCGCCACGCGUUGCUCCUGCCUGAUACGCUCACCCACGCUGUAGCCUUGGCGAUAUCAGAACGCGCUCGACCCACUCCCCGCACCAACAAACGACUGCCCUUGUUGAUAAAUACCCCCAAAUCCUGCACUCACCUUCUCUUAACCUACUACUUCUUCUACACUCGUUUAAAAGAAUCCACUCGCUCCCCGUCAACGUCGAAACAACUCAAUCCACACCUUCGAUCUUCUCAACCACACUCACUUACAACAAGUUACCACAUUGCAAUGUCUAUCUUCAAGAACCUCCUCGCGACCACCGCCAUCGUCAAUGUCGCUUUCGCAGGCACCGCGUACUCUUCGGAUGUAGCGUCCGUUGUUACGUUCAUCCAGCUCGUGACUUCGGUGACCUUUGUCGACCCGCCGGCGGCUUCGUCUAGCACCCACUGCAACACUUUGACUGUUACAGAGGUAGCUCCUCCUAGCACCGUAACUGUCGUUGCUCCCCCUUCUGGUGCUAGCGGCACUGACAUUCCGGAGUCCUCCAAGUCUGAUGGUAUGACCAUCCAGACCUCCAUCCCGUCGUCUACUAUCUCAAAGGUAUUUGGAACUGAGACCUGCACCCAUGUCACUUCUGGCAAAGCUGUCAUCGCCAUUAGCUGCAACAUGCCUUCAAGUUCAUCGUCUAACAUCUUGUAGGUUCAGCCAACAGAGACUUGCGUCAGUAGCCUCCACACUGUCACGCACGGUGGCAAGGCUUUUACUAUCACUGCCUGCCACCUACCUCCAGCAGGCCUGAUCUCUGUAAGUACUUACCCUGCUA